GUGGUGCAAGGGAACAAAGGUGGGCGGGUGAUCGGAGGUGGGAGCGAGGCGCCUUUUGCAUGGAACGUCUUUCUCGAAGGGAAAAAAAAAAAAUAUUGAAGAGAAAGAGCGCAACCGAAAAGAAGUGAAUCCUUGGUGCCGGAGCAGGAGCAAAGCAAUGCGGUGCGGUGCGGUGCGGGAGCUGCAGUGCGGCGUCGGUGUCGAAGGUGCGUUUCGGAGGCUACGACCCUUCUUUAGUUCUUCGCUCGAGCUACACUUUUUCGGUGGCCGAGCAGCAGGAAGGGAUGCAAAGACGAUGCAGGACGCAGAUGCAGUGUGUGUGUGGGUGUUUCUUUUUGGCAGUGAGAGGACUGGUUUGCUGGUUCUGGGUAGCGACAGAGAGCGGAAGAUCCGAGUGUACAGCAGUAGCACCGGACAAGCAAUGACAGAGAAACGAGUGCAAUGCCUUUGGGGUUAUCUAGUACCGGCGCAGGGACGGGGAAAGAAAAAACGUCAAGCAGUUUCUCCCAAACGUCUAGCCUUAGUCUUGAUUUCCUCUUCUGCUUCUUCUUCUUCUUCUUCUUGUUCUUUCUUUUGCUUCGUUCUCGUCCGUCUUCUUCUUCUUCGUCUUCCUGAUACCAACGAUGCCCAACGGAGGGGGAAAAGCUGUAACAGAUGCAGAAAGAGCAAACAACGAGAAAGAUGAAAAAUUAGAGAAAAAAAAAGAGUCGUGAGUUGAGUUUUUGGGUUUGAUUUUGAUUUUGGUGGUUCUUCCUGGAUGUGUGGACUGGCCAACAGAAAGGGCGGCGUCGAGUUGAGUUUACGAUGGUGGUAGUCGACGACAGAAAACGGUUAUAUGCGAUACGAUGGGAGGA
Colletotrichum phormii is the source of this 854-nucleotide messenger RNA. RefSeq lists its product as uncharacterized. The record is from RefSeq and is a predicted model, not a curated record. The coding region runs from base 158 to 685 and encodes 175 amino acids. Lineage: Eukaryota; Fungi; Ascomycota; Sordariomycetes; Glomerellales; Glomerellaceae. The transcript has a single exon.